AUGGCUGCAUCGUUGAAGACCCAACCCCCCGUGGUAAAGCACUAUACUGUAUCCUUUCCUCAACCCCGGACACUUCUGGUCACCAUCAACCGUGAGAAGCAGCGAAAUUCCCUACCAUCAGACGCCCAUUGGGAAGCCCUUGAGCUUUUUACUUGGUUUGACCAUGAGCCAUCCCUGCUUGUUGCCGUAAUCACCGGCGCAGGGAACAAGGCUUUCUGCGCGGGCCAAGAUUUGCAGGAACAGAACUCGAAACAGGCUCAACACAUUUCUCCAGCCCAGAAAGCAGUUUAUAUGCACCCACCCACUGGAUUCGCAGGACUGAGCCAGAGGAAAGGCUUAAAGCCCGUGUUGGCCGCCGUGAACGGGUUCGCCCUUGGCGGAGGAUUCGAGAUUUGUCUCAAUUGCGAUAUCGUCGUUGCCUCACCCACAGCCGAGUUUGGUCUUCCGGAAGCAGGAGUUGGGUUAUUUGCCGCAGCCGGCGGUCUGCCACGCCUUGCACGAGUGUGUGGUAUGCAAAUUGCCACCGAGUUGGCGUUGACCUGCCGUCGCCUACCCGCGCAAGAAGCUCUGAGCCUUCGCUUGAUAAACAGAAUCUCCAAGACGCCUGAGUCUCUGUUGGAGGAGACUUUGGCCAUUGCAAAGCGGAUCACUGAAUUUUCUCCGGACGCCAUUUUGGUCACGCGACAGGGCUUGAGGCAGGCAUGGGAGACAUCGAGUAUCCAACACGCGACCUCACGAGUUCGUGAGGCGUAUGUGGACCAGGUACUCAAAGGGGAGAAUUUUAAGAUUGGCGUGGAAGCAUUUGCAAAGAAGGUUCAACCACAAUGGGCAGAGUCUAAAAUUUGA
This is a messenger RNA of Penicillium vulpinum, 846 nucleotides long. RefSeq names its product Crotonase core. The record is from RefSeq and is a predicted model, not a curated record. Gene Ontology annotation, cellular component: mitochondrion. The transcript is spliced from 2 exons. The coding region runs from base 1 to 846 and encodes 281 amino acids. Lineage: Eukaryota; Fungi; Ascomycota; Eurotiomycetes; Eurotiales; Aspergillaceae. Gene Ontology annotation, molecular function: enoyl-CoA hydratase activity. Gene Ontology annotation, biological process: fatty acid beta-oxidation.